GUGCAGCGUUCUUCACUGCGGGCGCUACUACCGCGUCUGCAACGCUCCUCGCGCCACUCCUCUCACGCGGCGGCAACAUUUCUGCGGCCGCUUCUGCCGCUCAGGCCAGGCCCUUGGUGUGGAAGGGGAAGGUAGUCGAGAAGUAUGUGGCCAAGAUGCAUGCUACUAAGAGCAAGGGAAAGUUAAUUGGCGACAGUGGUGCAUGGGGGAAACUUGUCCUCAAGUCGGUGAG
Molecule: messenger RNA, 232 nt
Organism: Closterium sp. Naga37s-1
Lineage: Eukaryota; Viridiplantae; Streptophyta; Zygnematophyceae; Desmidiales; Closteriaceae
Source: the annotation of a GenBank genome assembly